This is a messenger RNA of Penicillium odoratum, 1239 nucleotides long. Its product is annotated as acetamidase/formamidase family protein. Bases 1 to 1239 code for a protein of 412 amino acids. The transcript is spliced from 5 exons. Gene Ontology annotation, molecular function: hydrolase activity, acting on carbon-nitrogen (but not peptide) bonds, in linear amides. Lineage: Eukaryota; Fungi; Ascomycota; Eurotiomycetes; Eurotiales; Aspergillaceae. The record is from RefSeq and is a predicted model, not a curated record.
AUGGGUAUCACUGGCAUCCGUACUGCUCUGAAGGUGGAUUUGGAGAAGCAUGCCCGCGAGCAGCCUGGCUUACACAACCGAUGGCACCCGGAUAUCCCGGCCUGUGGAAAGAUCGCUAACAAUGAAGUCGUAAAGAUCGAAUGUCUGGACUGGACGGGCGGACAGAUCAAGAACAACGACUCGGCCGACGAUGUGAAGAACGUCGAUCUCACUGAGAUCCACUAUCUCUCCGGCCCAUUCGAAAUCGAGACCGCCGAGCCGGGCGAUGUCUUGGUAGUUGAAAUCCAAGAUGUUCAACCUUUCCAAGAACAGCCAUGGGGAUUCACCGGUAUCUUCGACAGGCAGAAUGGCGGCGGCUUCUUGGAUGAGCUGUAUCCGAAAGCUGCGAAGGCAAUUUGGGAUUUCGAGGGAAUUUUCUGUUCCUCGCGCCACAUCCCGCACGUUCGCUUUGCGGGUUUGAUUCAUCCGGGCAUUCUAGGAUGUGCUCCCUCGGCGGAAGUCCUUGCCGAAUGGAAUCGCCGUGAGGGUGAGCUUAUUUCUGCGAAUACUAUUGAAGAUCGCAUCGUUGCGCAGCCGCCAAACCCCACAAAUGUCCAUGCUGGUAGCUCUGCUGAGGAUAUUAAGGAAAAGGUCGCAAAGGAGGGUGCACGAACAAUUCCGGGCCGUCCUGAGCACGGAGGUAAUUGUGAUAUCAAAAACCUCUCCCGUGGCUCCAAGGUCUACCUGCCCGUUCACGUCCCAGGCGCGAAAUUCUCGGUGGGAGAUCUUCACUUUUCCCAGGGAGAUGGCGAAAUUUCGUUCUGUGGCGCCAUCGAAAUGGCAGGUGUUAUCACAUUGAAGUUCUCUGUGAUCAAGAACGGUAUGGCGAAGCUAGACAUGAAGUCGCCGAUCUUCCAUGCCGGUCCUGUAGAGCCCCAAUUCGGCCCCGGGCGCUAUCUCACCUUUGAGGGAUUCUCAGUGGAUGAGAAUGGCAAGCAACAUUAUUUGGAUGCUACAGUGGCCUAUCGACAGACUUGCUUGCGAGUCAUUGAAUACCUGCGACGGUUCGGGUAUAAUGAUUAUCAGAUUUACUUGCUGCUCAGCUGUGCUCCUGUACAGGGACAUAUUGCUGGCAUUGUGGAUAUACCAAAUGCCUGUACUACUAUCGGUGUGCCUAUGGAUAUCUUCGAUUUCGAUAUCAGACCCGAGGCUGAGGUUAUCAAGAAGGAUAUGGGAGCUUGCGCAUUCACGACCGAGUAA